Rangifer tarandus platyrhynchus (Svalbard reindeer) is the source of this 1155-nucleotide messenger RNA. The record is from the annotation of a GenBank genome assembly. Lineage: Eukaryota; Metazoa; Chordata; Mammalia; Artiodactyla; Cervidae.
AUGAAGGUCACGUCGCUCGACGGGCGCCAGCUGCGCAAGAUGCUUCGCAAGGAGGCGGCGGCGCGCUGUGUGGUGCUCGACUGCCGGCCCUACCUGGCCUUCGCCGCCUCGAGCGUGCGCGGCUCGCUGAACGUUAACCUCAACUCGGUGGUGUUGCGGCGGGCCCGCGGCGGCGCGGUGUCGGCGCGCUACGUGCUGCCCGACGAGGCGGCGCGCGCGCGGCUGCUGCAGGAGGGUGGCGGCGGCGUGGCUGCCGUGGUCGUGCUGGACCAGGGCAGCCGGCAUUGGCAGAAGCUGCGCGAAGAGAGCGCCGCGCGCGUCGUGCUCACCUCACUGCUCGCCUGCCUGCCCGCCGGCCCGCGGGUCUACUUCCUCAAAGGGGGAUAUGAGACUUUCUACUCAGAAUAUCCUGAGUGUUGCGUGGAUGUAAAACCCAUUUCACAAGAGAAGGUUGAAACUGAGAGAGCCCUCAUCAGCCAGUGUGGGAAGUCAGUGCUCAACAUCAGCUACAGGCCGGCCUAUGACCAGGGCGGCCCAGUUGAAAUCCUUCCGUUCCUUUACCUUGGAAGUGCCUACCAUGCAUCCAAGUGCGAGUUCCUUGCCAACCUGCACAUCACAGCCCUGCUCAACGUCUCCCGGCGGACCUCCGAGGCCUGCACGACUCACCUACACUACAAAUGGAUCCCCGUGGAAGACAGCCAUGCGGCUGACAUCAGCUCCCACUUUCAAGAAGCAAUAGACUUCAUCGACUGUGUCAGGGAAAAGGGAGGCAAGGUCCUGGUUCACUGUGAGGCUGGAAUCUCCCGCUCGCCCACCAUCUGCAUGGCUUACCUCAUGAAGACCAAGCAGUUCCACCUGAAGGAUGCCUUUGAUUACAUCAAGCAGAGGAGGAGUGUGGUCUCACCCAACUUUGGCUUCAUGGGCCAGCUCCUACAAUAUGAGUCUGAGAUCCUGCCUUCCACGCCCACCCCCCAGGCUCCCUCCUGCCAAGGAGAGGCUGCCGGCCCUUCGUUCCUCACCCACUUGCAGACCCUGAGCCCUGACAUGCAGGCUUCCUACUGCACAUUCCCUACCUCGGUGCUGGCCCCGGUGCCCACCCACUCGACAGCCUCAGAGCUCAGCCGGAGCCCCCUGGCUACAGCCACAUCCUGCUAA